Molecule: messenger RNA, 792 nt
Organism: Sceloporus undulatus (fence lizard)
Lineage: Eukaryota; Metazoa; Chordata; Lepidosauria; Squamata; Phrynosomatidae
Gene: COMMD2
Product: COMM domain containing 2
Exons: 6
Coding region: 114-671 (185 amino acids)
Source: RefSeq, a predicted model, not a curated record
AGGGCGGGCGGAUGGGCCGCUGAGGGCUGGGAGGCGAUGCUGCUGGUUCUGUCGGAGGAGCACAAGGAGCACCUGGGCUUCCUUCCCCGGGUGGAGGCCCAAGCUGCCCUUGUAUGGACCUCGGCACAUGGCGAUCCUUUGUCAGCGAAUUUGGUCGUAUUGCUGUGGAGUUCUUAAGAAAAGGCACAAACCCCAAAAUCUAUGAAGGAGCAGCAAGAAAGCUUAAUGUUAGUAGUGAGACAAUUCAACAUGGAGUAGAAGGAUUAACAUAUCUUCUCACUGAGAGCGCCAAACUAAUGAUCUCAGAGAUAGAUUUUCAAGACUCCAUACUUGUACUAGGCUUCCCUGAAGAGUUGAAUGCCUUAUUGCUUCAACUAUAUCUUGAUAACCGGAAGGAGAUCCGAAAUAUUCUGAGUGAACUAGCACCAAAACUUCCCAGUUACCACAAUCUUGAAUGGAGACUAGAUGUGCAGCUUGCCAGCAGAAGUCUUAGACAACAGAUUAAGCCAGUAGUGACUCUAAAGCUACACCUUAACCAGAAUGGAAAACAGACCACCCAGAUAUUACAAACUGACCCAGCAACGUUGCUCCAUCUGAUUCAGCAACUGGAACAAGCUUUGGGAGAGAUGAAAACAAAUCACUGUAGACGAAUAGUACGCAACAUCAAAUAGCAUUGUCAUCUGAGUAAAUUGACAGAAUUAUUGGCCUGUUACAGACUGCCCAAAUAAAGCUGCUUCGGGUCUCUUUGAAGUUAUGCUAUUUAAAUGAUGCAUGGGUCCUAAAAGUCCGGAA